GGCACAGUAAAACUAAAAUCCCUAAUGUAAAAUUCCCCAAAUCACGAUUCACGUCUCACGACCACACUCCACAGUGGACGUCGACCAAGUAUCACGGUUGCAGACUUGCAGCUCGCCUCUCGUCGACAGUUUUCGACUGUUCAGUCUCUCAUCAGUCAUCUUUGUCAAGGACCUUUUCUCUUCAACUAUAGUGGAAAUGUUGUGGGUUGACAAGUACCGCCCUAAAACAUUAGACAAAGUUACUGUACACCAGGAUGUUGCUCAAAAUCUUCGUAAACUGGUCUCAGAGGGAGAUUGUCCUCAUCUUCUCUUUUACGGCCCUUCCGGUUCAGGAAAAAAAACUCUCAUUAUGGCACUUCUUAGACAGAUUUUUGGUCCAAGUGCUGACAAGGUUAAGGUUGAGAACAAGAUUUGGAAAGUUGAUGCUGGUUCUCGGACAAUUGAUGUGGAGCUCACAACAUUGUCAAGCACUCACCAUGUGGAAUUAAAUCCAAGUGAUGCCGGAUUUCAGGACAGAUACGUUGUUCAAGAGAUAAUCAAAGAAAUGGCCAAGAAUAGACCAAUUGACACGAAAGGGAAAAAGGGGUUUAAAGUUUUAGUGCUAAAUGAAGUUGACAAGCUCUCAAGAGAAGCACAACAUUCUCUUCGAAGAACAAUGGAGAAGUACAGUGCAUCAUGUCGCCUGAUUCUUUGCUCCAACAGUUCUUCAAAGGUCACUGAAGCAGUUCGCUCACGAUGCCUUAAUGUGCGAAUAAAUGCACCAAUGGAGGAAGAGAUUGUUAGUGUUUUGGAAUUUAUUGCCAAAAAGGAAGAACUUCAAUUUCCACAGGGUUUUGCAGCCCGCAUUGUGGAAAAGUCAAAUAGGAAUCUGAGGAGGGCAGUUUUGACAUUUGAGUCUUGCCGUGUUCAACAGUAUCCCUUUACAAACAACCAAACUAUACCUCCGAUGGACUGGGAGCAAUAUGUUUCAGAAAUUGCAUCAGACAUAAUGAAAGAGCAGAGCCCUAAAAGUUCUGUCACUAGAGGUCGACACGGAAUUCAAGACAACUGGAGAUUCAACUUUGAGAGAAGGGAACUUUAAAGUUAAGACGACACUAGGCUUUUGAGUGCUGAGAGAGGAGUAUGUUAUAAAGACUGAGAGAGAAACCUAUAAGACUUCACAUGAUAACCUUCGGUGGCCCAGUGGUUUGGGCUUGGGACUCCCAUGUUGGAGGUCUGAAGUUCGAUACCCCUUGCCAGCGAAAGCAAGGGGUUUGCCUUCUGGGUUGAGCUCGUCUCACCGGGAUUGCCUAGUGCGGGUUACCUCUCCUGUGUGGUUUGUGAGCUAUUGUAUAGGAGUGGAGGUUUUACCCUGUGCGCACCUAUGUUGCGCGGACUCUUCAUAUUUGCAAGCGAACCCGUCUCGACGCGACACUGGUGCGGGCGCGGGUGCGGGGUGCGUGUCGGAUUCGGUCAAUCCAAUCCGGACACUUUGACCGGAGCCGAGAAAAGAUUUGGGGAAGAAAAAAUCAGUUAUCGGCGACCUAAAGAGGACAAAGCUUGAAAAAGUACAGAGAAGAGAAGAAAGAAGAGUUUUUUCUUGAAAAAGUACAAGGAACAGUCCUUUUUUUAUCUUUCUUGAAAAAGUACAGGGUCUUUUCAAUUUUUCUUGAAAAAGAACUCCAAGAGGCAGAAACGAAGGGUUUCUCAAAAUAAGUGUACUUUUUAAU
Messenger RNA from Solanum tuberosum (potato), 1709 nucleotides. Its product is annotated as replication factor C subunit 3. Gene Ontology annotation, cellular component: nucleus; DNA replication factor C complex. Gene Ontology annotation, molecular function: DNA binding; DNA clamp loader activity; ATP hydrolysis activity. NCBI's taxonomy places the organism in Eukaryota, Viridiplantae, Streptophyta, Magnoliopsida, Solanales, Solanaceae. Gene Ontology annotation, biological process: DNA repair; DNA-templated DNA replication. The record is from RefSeq and is a predicted model, not a curated record. Bases 197 to 1081 code for a protein of 294 amino acids. The transcript is spliced from 9 exons.